GUUUUGGCGGCCACAAACAUGAAUUCAUAACCGGCAAUUUGCGCCCUCCGCUUUCUGUUCUUCGCAUUCUCUGAUUCUCUGAGAAGAGCGUACAUGACGGAUAUUAGUCAAUGUCCUGUCACCCGUUUCUUUGCUUGGCCAUGCUCCCUGAGAGAACAGGCACGACGGUGAGGCCGUAGGAGGCAUGCUCCUCCCCGAUUAUGACCCUCGCUGCCACGCUGCCGGGAGCGGGGUUCAAUUUACGACGGAGGAAUUCUAAAUGUGAACUCGAAUCCCACUUUGACAAUGCUGGCAAUGACUCCUUAUGGUUUCCUUAUGCGGGGACUCAAAAUCGGUCAAAAUGCCAGGUGGGAGCCCCUCAACCUAUUCGACGCGCUUGAACACACCGCGGCGCGCCCGUCGUUCGUAUCGCCAUGGCUUCCCUGCGCAGCGUCGCGUUGACCUUUGUUGCUAUUGUCGCCCCAGUGAUGGGCGGUGUCACCUAUCCCGACUGCGCAAAUGGCCCCCUUAGGUCGAACCUGGUCUGCGACACCUCAGCAGCCCCUGAGGCCCGAGCCGCCGCCUUGGUGGGAGCCAUGAACAACAAUGAGAAGCUCGCCAAUCUCAUCAACAAUUCCCCGGGAGUCUCCAGACUCGGCCUCAGUCCGUACCAAUGGUGGAACGAAGCUCUCCACGGGGUUGCCCACAACCGCGGCAUCACCUGGGGAGGGCAAUUCAGUGCAGCCACGCAAUUCCCACAAGCAAUCACUACCGGAGCGGCAUUCGAUGAUGCACUGAUCGAGCGUAUGGGUGUGGUCAUCAGCACAGAGGCACGCGCGUUUGCGAACAAUGGGCGGGCCCAUCUAGAUUUUUGGACGCCGAAUGUCAAUCCCUUCCGCGACCCGCGCUGGGGGCGGGGACACGAGACGCCCGGCGAAGAUGCCUUCAGAAACAAGAAGUGGGCGGAGGCUUUCAUCAAGGGAAUGCAGGGGACAGGACCUACUCAUCGUGUCAUCGCCACUUGCAAGCAUUAUGCCGCGUAUGACCUCGAGAAUUCGGGCAGCACUACGCGGUUUAACUUCAACGCGAAAGUGUCGACCCAGGAUCUGGCUGAGUACUAUCUGCCUCCUUUCCAGCAAUGCGCCAGGGACUCCAAGGUGGGCUCUAUCAUGUGCAGUUACAAUGCUGUCAACGGCGUCCCUGCCUGCGCAAGCUCCUACUUGAUGGACACAAUCCUCCGGAAGCAUUGGAACUGGACCGACCAGAACCAGUACAUUGUCAGCGACUGUGAUGCUGUUUACUAUCUCGGCAACGCCAACGGAGGCCACCGGUACAAGUCCAGCUAUGCAGCGGCGAUAGGGGCAGCGCUGGAGGCAGGAUGCGACAAUAUGUGCUGGGCAACAAGCGGCACGACGCCGGACGCCGCCUCUGCCUUCAACUCCAGGCACUUUAGUCAGGCUACUCUGGACAAGGCAAUGCUGCGCCAAAUGCAGGGGCUGGUGAGGGCAGGGUACUUCGAUGGGCCCAACAGUUUGUAUCGCAACCUUGGCGCUGCAGACGUCAACACCAACAUAGCCCGGGACCUUGCGCUCAAGGCGGCAGAGGAGGGUAUUGUACUGCUCAAGAAUGAUGGUGUCCUCCCCGUCUCGCUGAACGGCUCUAACUCGCAGGUUGCUAUGAUCGGCUUCUGGGCGAACACAGCUGACAAGAUGCUGGGUGGGUAUAGUGGAAGCCCGCCGUUCAAGCAUGAUCCGGUGACAGCGGCCAGAUCCAUGGGCAUCACAGUCAACUAUGUCAACGGCCCGCUCACACAAUCAAGCGCAGACACGUCAGCGGCAGUUAGCGCGGCCCAGAAAUCCAGCGUGAUCAUUUUCUUUGGCGGUAUUGACAACACGGUGGAGAAGGAAAGCCAGGAUCGCACAUCCAUCUCGUGGCCUUCUGGGCAGCUGAGCAUGAUCCAGAGGCUUGCCGGCCUUGGCAAGCCAGUCAUUGUCGUCAGGAUGGGGACGCACGUUGACGAUACGCCCCUUCUCAGCGUCUCGAACGUGAAGGCCAUCCUCUGGGCGGGUUAUCCAGGCCAAGACGGCGGCACGGCUGUCAUGAACAUCAUCACUGGAAAGACCAGCCCAGCCGGAAGACUGCCUGUCACGGUGUACCCGUCAGCAUACACUAACCAAGCCCCGUACACCAAUAUGGCGCUCCGGCCUUCGGGCUCGUACCCUGGACGGACGUACCGCUGGUACAGGAACACUGUCUUUCCCUUCGGACAUGGGUUGCACUACACAACCUUUCAUGUUGCGGUCGACGACUCCUUUCCCAAGACCUUCUCGAUUGCAGAUUUGCUCGCCUCCUGCAAGGGUGCCGCGUACUACCUUGACCUCUGCCCCUUCCCUUCCGUGCCAAUCACUGUGGCCAACACCGGCUCGCGGGCAUCCGACUACGUCGCCUUGGGGUUCCUUGCUGGAGAAUACGGUCCUGGGCCUUACCCAAUCAAGACGCUUGCGACUUACAAGCGCCUGUUUGAUGUCCAGCCUGGUCAAACGCAGACUACACAGCUAGAGUGGAAGCUGGAAAGUCUAGCAAGGGUAGACCAGGAUGGCAACAGGGUGCUAUACCCAGGGACGUACACGCUGCAGUUGGACCAACCGAUGAUUGCGAACGUUACCUUUACACUUACGGGGGAGGAAACUGUGUUGGACAAGUGGCCACAGCCAAGUUGA
This is a messenger RNA of Canariomyces notabilis, 2699 nucleotides long. RefSeq names its product glycoside hydrolase family 3 protein. The record is from RefSeq and is a predicted model, not a curated record. Gene Ontology annotation, biological process: xylan catabolic process; arabinan catabolic process. Gene Ontology annotation, molecular function: alpha-L-arabinofuranosidase activity; xylan 1,4-beta-xylosidase activity. The transcript is spliced from 2 exons. Bases 414 to 2699 code for a protein of 761 amino acids. NCBI's taxonomy places the organism in Eukaryota, Fungi, Ascomycota, Sordariomycetes, Sordariales, Chaetomiaceae. Gene Ontology annotation, cellular component: plant-type cell wall.